ACAUCGUUAAGUUGUAAAUCAGGCGAAGUUUUCAAUGGUGAAGUUUGUGUGUCAUCGCGAUUAUACAAAUGUCCGAAUCUUGAUGCAGGUUCUUGUGACACUAAAGAGAAUGGUUACUACAAGGACAACAACUUAGAUUGUCGAUCUUAUUUUUAUUGUUCGUCAAAUCGAAAGUAUUCGUUCUUAUGUCAAGAUGGACAAGCUUUUGAUGGAAGUAAAUGUGUCUCAAAACGACACGUUGAACCAUGCUCAAAGAAGAUUGAGUGUAGUGGAAAAUCCGAUGGGUAUUACCAGGAUAUGACUACAGGAUGUACAAAGUAUUACUAUUGUAAACAAGGUGAUAAAGUUCAGGUUCUAACAUGUCGGAAUAGUCGAGUAUUCAAUGGUCAAAGUUGCGUCUCACCAGCAUCAUACGCAUGUCCAGGCACUGUUGGUUAUAGUUUAGCUUUAAAAUUAAAUUGUGUCAAACGAAGCUGUCAAUCGACAUGUUCACGUGAUGGAUUCUUUGCCGAUUAUGAUAGUCGAUGUAAAAAUUACUAUUUUUGUGUAAGUGGAAAGCAAACAAAACUUUCGUGUCAUCCUAACUCUGUUUUCAAUGAAAAUGAAGGGCUGUGUGUUCCUAAAGACAAAUACCAAUGUCCCGUGUAUUGUUCCAAUGAAUGUUCGUGA
Molecule: messenger RNA, 669 nt
Organism: Clunio marinus
Lineage: Eukaryota; Metazoa; Arthropoda; Insecta; Diptera; Chironomidae
Source: the annotation of a GenBank genome assembly